Vitis riparia (riverbank grape) is the source of this 1316-nucleotide messenger RNA. RefSeq names its product glycosyltransferase BC10-like. The record is from RefSeq and is a predicted model, not a curated record. Gene Ontology annotation, molecular function: glycosyltransferase activity. The transcript is spliced from 2 exons. NCBI's taxonomy places the organism in Eukaryota, Viridiplantae, Streptophyta, Magnoliopsida, Vitales, Vitaceae. Gene Ontology annotation, cellular component: membrane. The coding region runs from base 57 to 1229 and encodes 390 amino acids.
CCCAAAAACAUUCUUCUCUAGAAAUCGACAUUCUUCAUCUUUCCUUACUCCAAACGAUGAAGAACGGAAAAGAAGAAAGCCCAGCACCCUCAAGUGCCAAGAUCUUCAACACCCCAACACCCCUCUUUAAUCUAAUGUCCUAUUUUCUUUUCUUUGGCUUGGGUUUAGCCAUUGGACUAAUCAUUAGUUUCUCCCUCAACAUACAACUCAAACAAUUCUUUGUCCCGACUCCUGAUCAAACUACAUCACCUCUUCCAAUUCCCACAGCAAAUGAAACCAAGAAAAUUAACCGAAUUGGGUUGAAAGAGUACUUGAAGCCUCCUAAGGUUGCACACGAUAUGGCAGAUGAGGAGUUGCUAUGGAGAGCUUCAAUGGUGCCUCGGCUUGGAGGGUUCCCUUUCAAGCGUGUCCCCAAGGUUGCAUUCUUGUUUUUGACGAGAGGGCCAUUGCCGUUGGCUCCAUUUUGGGAGUUGUUCUUUAAAGGGCAUGAAGGGCGCUAUUCCAUUUACGUGCAUUCUCAUCCAUCCUUCAAUGCAACUCUAGUCCCACAAAGCUCUGUGUUCCAUGGCCGGAGAAUCCCCAGUAAGGAGGUACAAUGGGGAAAGUUCAACAUGGUGGAAGCCGAGCGCCGCCUAUUGGCCAAUGCACUCCUCGACAUCUCAAACCAACGUUUCGUUCUCCUCUCUGAGUCAUGCAUUCCUCUGUACAACUUCUCCACCAUCUAUUCUUACCUAAUGGGCUCCAAAAAAUCCUUCGUGGAGUCCUAUGACUUACCAGGACCCGUGGGUCGUGGCCGAUACAACCCACGAAUGAAGCCGCUCAUCAAAAUGGAGCAAUGGCGAAAAGGGUCUCAAUGGUUCGAGAUGGACCGUGGCCUAGCCAUCCAGGUUAUAUCUGACCGGAAAUAUUUUCCGGUGUUCCAAAAAUUCUGCACGCCUCCAUGUUACGCAGACGAGCACUACUUGCCCACACUGGUGAGUGUGAAAUUCUGGAGGAGGAACUCAAACAGGAGCCUGACAUGGGUUGAUUGGUCCCAUGGUGGUGCCCACCCAGCUAGGUUUUGGAGAGUAGCUGUGACCGUUGAUUUCUUAAAAAAGCUGAGGAAUGGGAGCCAUUGCCAUUACAAUGGAAAAAGUAGUAACACCUGCUUCUUGUUCGCAAGGAAGUUCUUACCUAACGCUUUAGAUAGGCUGCUGAGGUUCGGCCCUAAGCUCAUGAAAUUCAAUUGACCCAUGUCACGCCUCCUUCUCUUCUUCCUUUCCCUUUUCUUAGAUUUGAUUUUUGGAUCAGUUUAACAAAUAGAGGAAAUAGAUUGG